This is a messenger RNA of Closterium sp. NIES-65, 2925 nucleotides long. Lineage: Eukaryota; Viridiplantae; Streptophyta; Zygnematophyceae; Desmidiales; Closteriaceae. The record is from the annotation of a GenBank genome assembly.
AUGCGGCACCGUCUCACAAAAUCUCUCCCCUCGUUCAUCCAGGGAUCAUGGGUGGGAGAGCAGCUGACGGGAAUUUUAUCUGCCCGUCAGCCGGAAAACAAGCUCUUUUACAACUGGAAUCUCGCGCUCCUCGCGUAUUGCGACGGCGGGGGCUACGCGGGUACCGCAGGGAAGGUCACAGUGAAGGGCAACGGGAAAGGCGCGACGCUGUUCAUGCAAGGCGACGCGAUCGUUAAAGCCGUGCUAAGUGAUCUCAACGGGACGCAGAACGGCAUGGCGGGGGCGCCGCGGAUCCUCAUCUCAGGCUGCUCUGCGGGCGGAUUCCCAGUCACGCGCAUCUGCGACUCCGUGGCCGCCGCGCAUCCCAAGGCCAACGUCAAGUGCCUCAUUGAUGGAGCCUUUUUCCUUGGUUACUACUUCCGGCCGGGCAGCGGCAGCGGGGCGAAGUCAUGGCACAUCCACCUGCCCAUCGGGGGGUGGUGCGCGACAAUGGAGGACUGCGCGGACCGCGCGAAGACGCCGCUGGGGAGCACGCGCAUGCAGGCGGACAAGAACUGGCGGUGGUCCAAGUUUCUGAGCAAGGGAAUGAUGAGCCCGCUGGCCAAGACCAAUCCGCUGUUCUUUAACUGGAACUACGUCAUGCCCGUGUAUUGCGACGGAGGCGGGUUUCAAGGGAAGGCGGGGUUGAGAUCGGUGCAGGGUGGUCCGGCGCUGUACCUGGACGGGAGAAAGGUUCUCCGUGCGAUUCUUAGAGAUGUCCUGGCGACACGUGGCAUGUCGUCAGCUUCUGAGGUGCUUAUAUCGGGAGCAUCAGCGGGCGCGCAGGCAGUGACGACCUUUUGUGACUUUAUCGCGGCGCAGCUGCCGGGCGCCACCACCAAGUGCCUCAUGGACUCGGGCGUGUUCGUCGACGCGCGCGACCGCAAGGGCGGGCGGAGGUUCCGGUCAGUGGCGCAGAAGCUGGUGGCGAUACACCAAUUCCAGGGGAGCGACCGCUGCAGCGCUGAGUACAACUCCAGCACGCAGUGGCGCUGCUUCUUCCCUCAGUACUCCCUGCGCUUCGUCUCCCGUCCCGUCUUCAUCGCCAACUCCCUCUUCGACCGCCACGCAGCCGUCAUCGGCAACCAGAUGCCGCUCGAUUUCACCUAUGCUGACACGUGCCUGUCGGAGCUGCUCGCACAGCCAAUUACAGUCAGCCAGCUCCAGAGCGACCGCAUGAGAAGCGUGAUUCCCGUUGCCCAGAAACCGAUGCAGCGCUGUACGGAUGCUGAGAGGGAUUCGGUGCUGUCUGUUGCGGUAAAUGUGCUGGACACCGUGGAGGAGUACAUUAAAAGCCACCCACAAUCGGCGGCAUUUCUGCCCAGCACAUCCGACCAUGGAUUCACGUUUGUCGGGCUUUGGAACCCCGUCCCCCCACUUUCUUUCAACGCACAGCGCGGCAUCCAGCACCAGCCCUUCAACCCCCUUCCCGCACCCCCGACCCACUCACUAUCUGCCCUUCUUUCCUCGGUCGCUCGGUCGCUCGAGUCUUUCGAGUCUCGCAGCUCAGUCACUCCCGCCUCGCCGCAGCGCGCUUCCCAGUGGAUGAAGCCGUCAGCGGACCUGUCGCCGUCCUCGGCCGCCAUGUGUAAGCGCGAGGGGGGGCACGGCGGAGACGCGUCGCGGCUGACGGAGAGCGAGAAGGAGAAGACGAAGCUGCGCGAGCGGCAGCGGCGCGCCAUAACCACGAAGAUCUUUGCCGGCCUGCGCAAGUACGGCGGAUACAACCUUCCGCCGAGGGCGGACAUCAACGACGUUCUGCGCGCGCUCGCCGCGGAAGCAGGCUGGGUUGUCGAGUCCGAUGGCACCACCUACCGCUCCCCCGGGUCGCAGCCGCCCACUCGCCACUCGUCGCUGCACAGUCGCACGGCGGCUGCCAUCGCUGCCGGCUCGCUCGCCAUGUACCCGACACAGCAGGCGACGCAGCUGGCGCCGCAGCUGGCGCCGCAAUCGCCGGCGCAGCUGGCGCAUCUACAACAUCCUGCCGCGCACAUACCGCACUCUGCGCACCCGCACGCGCUUCCCCAGCUCGCCGCGACGCCGUCGGGCGCAACCGCAUCCGUUUCGCCCAUGUCUCCGCGGGAGGCUUGCGCGUCCGCUCCGCUCGUCGGCUCUCCGCCCUCCACCGGCAGCCCCUCGCUGCUCCCCCGCUCCUCCCCGCCUUCCGUUCCCGCAUCCGCUGCAGCUUCCGCCAGCGGCGCGGUGGGGGGAACCGGCGGAGGUAUGGCGGGCGUGGGGCUGGGUGGCGCGGGCAUGUACGGCGGCAGCAUGAUGGCGGGAAUGAACGGAUUCGGCCUGCCCGGAUCGUUCCCCGCGAUGCACCUUCCGCACGGCAUGCUUGCGCUGAUGCCGCAUCCGCCAGGCACUUCCUCCGCCGCUGCGGCUGGCGGAAUGGGCGCGUUUGCGAUGAGCAUGGGGCCGGGCGGAAUGAGCGCGGGCAUGGGCGCAGGCUUGAGCGCAAGCAUGGGCGCGGGCACAGCGAUGAGCGCGGGGGUGGACAUGAAGAUGGAUCCGCACGGGGGGGGGAUGCUGCUGGCGGGAACGACGGGCGGAAGCAGCGCGUGCAUGAUGGGGAUGCUGGGGAGCGCGGGGGACCCUAUGUCCGCUGCCGCUGCGGCAGCCGCGGCUGCCUCAAGUGGGGGCGGAAUGGGCGGUGGUAUGGCUGGCGUUGUGGGCGGAGGAAUGGGCGGCGGAAUGGGCGGAGCAAUGAUGCUUCUCCCCGGAUUCCAUUCCCUGCCCCAUGGUGCGGGCUCCGCUGCUGCAGGGGGAAACAUGGGCGGGAUAAUGGGCCCCCUGGGGGAGCUACACAUGGGCGGAGGAUUGCUGGGCGGAGGGGGCGGGGGCAGCACUUUGCUUGGGGCGGAAGGAGAGGUUGUGUGGCUCUAG